This is a messenger RNA of Symbiodinium necroappetens, 351 nucleotides long. Lineage: Eukaryota; Dinophyceae; Suessiales; Symbiodiniaceae. The record is from the annotation of a GenBank genome assembly.
AUGAUCCGCUCGCUCGCCCUCACGCGUCUCGCCGCGCUGCUGCUGCUGCUGUUGCCGGCGGCGCUGGUCCCGCUGUCGCCCGCACUGGCCGGUGACCCGGCGGCCGGGCGCGCGAAGGCGGCGGCCUGCAAGACCUGCCACGGCCUCGACGGCGUGGCGCGCAUUCCCAUCGCGCCGCACAUCGCCGGCGAGAGCGAGGUCUACCUGGAAACCCAGCUCAAGGCCUUCCGCUCUGGCAAGCGCACCCACGAGAUCAUGUCGGUGAUCGCCAAGGACCUGUCUGACGCGGACAUCUCCGACCUGGCCGCCUGGUACGCCAGCAUCGCCUUCACGGUGCAGAUGCCGGAGUAG